This is a messenger RNA of Halichondria panicea, 2022 nucleotides long. Its product is annotated as Krueppel-like factor 16. The record is from RefSeq and is a predicted model, not a curated record. Gene Ontology annotation, molecular function: RNA polymerase II cis-regulatory region sequence-specific DNA binding; DNA-binding transcription factor activity, RNA polymerase II-specific. Bases 254 to 1624 code for a protein of 456 amino acids. NCBI's taxonomy places the organism in Eukaryota, Metazoa, Porifera, Demospongiae, Suberitida, Halichondriidae. The transcript is spliced from 2 exons. Gene Ontology annotation, biological process: regulation of transcription by RNA polymerase II.
GCACACAAUCUCUCGUCCAAUUCACUCUCCUGCAACACUCUCUGCAAAGUAACUUGCUCUCUUCUGUUGUCUGCUGGUCAGUCAAUAGAACUUAACUAGCUAGCUGAGUCAAGUAAAAAAUAACUAAGCUUACGAUAUCCUGCAGUUUCAGAGUGUUAUAUAUAGAACCAGUAAAAAAGUAGUACGAUACUUAUCAAGCAAACGAAAUAAAUCUUCAAGUUACAAGAACAAAUCUUACAUCUGCGAAAUCGAAAUGGCCUGUGAAAUCAUGAUGAAUCAUUCGGUCGAAGUUGUGGAUGGUCUCUACCACCAAAGCGCAUGGGCUCAGCCCCUCUCCCCAGAACUGGGCUCACCGGUGCACGCCGGCUCUCCCCACGGCUCUUUGUACUCCCCUACCUCCCCUGUGCUGUCCCACGCUGGAUCCCCUCCACAUAUGGGAUGCUACUCUCCUGUGCACUCUCCACCUAUGCAUGCAGUGCACUCUCCCCCCAUGCAUGCAGUACACUCUCCUCACAGCAUCAUGACCAACUCACCAUCUCCCCUUGAUCACACUAUAAUCAAGCACGAGCAUAUCACCUGUGAUGAGCUGGGCUAUGCUAGGAGCGACAACUCCAGGAGCCUAUCUACCCUGUUGAGGGAUUCAAGCCAGGAACUGAGCUGUGUUGUGCAAAGCUGUCAAUUUGGAGGACCAAGAGAGAUCCUAGAUGUGUCUCCUUAUUUGGAAGACUGCCCUGACCUAUUGGCAAUGCAUGCCUCAGGCAUGAAGCUCGAGGAGCAGUCCCCACCGGCCUACAACUCCAUGUACCCCAGUCCUCCCGUGUCGGAACACGCCCUCUCCCCCCACCACUCUCCAGUGCACUGCAUUGAACCUCAAGCUGCACCUGAGAUCACCAUGGUGCAUGCAGCCAACCAGCCGCACAUGCACGCCCAGUUCCCUGACUUCCCUACUCCAGCUGGAACUCCAGAAGUCAACCUGUCAACUGCUACCACCCUCCCUCUCGAGCAUUACCCUCCCUCUCCUGGUACCAUCUUCUCAAACUGUGGACAACAGAUGCAUCAAGGAUACCAUAUGCCUCUCUCUCUACCAGUGGAGUUUCUGGCCGGAAAAGGAUGCUUGCCUGCAGAUGCUCACUUCUAUGAAAGUGCCACUCCUAUUCAGAUGGCCAUGUCUUCCCACCCCACCUUCAUUGUGCCUCAGAUGGCAAUGCAGCAGCAAAAUGGCAUGCAGCAGAAGUCAGAGGAGCAGAGAAAGCCGUUCGUGUGCCUAUAUCCUGGCUGCACCAAGCGAUACUUGAAGCUGUCCCAUCUCCAAAUGCACAUCAGAAAGCACACUGGGGAGAAACCAUAUGUAUGCGAUCACGAGGGUUGUGGAAAGAGAUUCUCCCGAUCCGACCAGCUCCGAAGACACAGCCGCAAGCACUCUGGUAUCCGUCCAUUUCAGUGUGAGGUUUGCGAGAGAAAGUUCUCACGAUCCGAUCACCUCAAAACCCACAUGAGGACGCAUACUGGAGAGAAGCCACAUAUUUGCACCUGGCCCAACUGUCCCAAACGAUUCGCACGAUCUGAUGAGCUCGGUCGCCACUUGGCCAUGCACAGAAGACAUCUUGAGAAGAAUCGAUUCUGAAAAGAACUGUUCGAAAUCGGGCAAACCAGCGACUCACGUACCCAAGCUUGUAGCGUAUCGUAACCAUAAACUACUACACAUUACCCACUGGUAUCUAUAGAGUUCCUAAGAGUAAGCGUAACUAAGUUUAAUUGUACCUAUUACUGUAAUUAACUAGUUUAAUUUUAAGUAAAUUGUAUGUAGCUAAUUAAGUACUUGUAUUAAUUUUGUAUUUUAUUACCUGUACCUAUACUUAAUAGCUAGAGUAGCUAUUUUUAAGUACUUUAAUUUGCUGUUUAUAGUAAUAUUUAAGAUAUUUUAUUUACUUGUACCUAUAGGCACUUAUAUAUAUCUGAAUGUAUUGUCACUUCGUCCUCAUUUUUGUCAAACAAUUUUCUGAAAAAUAUUCAAUUAAACUA